AUGAAGUUAAUCUUGUUUUCAGUGCUUGCUGCUACAGUAUGCUGGGCAGCGAAGAUCGAGCCUUCAUGCGAUAGCGGUUACAUCGAAUACAAUCCUCCUCCAUUCUUCAGUGGAAAUGAUUUAAUCGAAUUAUACCCGGAUGGGUAUAAUGGCAAUACUCCUGUCGUCUUCCCAACCAAUUAUAAUUGCACUUAUCGUAUCAAUGUGCCUCAAGGUCAAUAUGCAGAAGUAGUUAUGACUAUCAUAACGACUGGAACAACUUUUUCAUUACCUCUGGUUACUGUCACUGAUUCAUUAGGAAGAACAGAAAACAUCCUCUCUGCUAACAAAGAAUUCUUCUAUUUCAUGUCAACUGGCGGUAAUAUCACAUUGGCAACUGUUAUGACUAAUUCCAGCUUCGCAUUUUCCAUUCAUUGGCGUCAAUAUCCAUCCACAUUCAAACCCAACAGCAUCCAACUGAACCAAUCGGAUACUGAACCUCAAGUCAUCAGCUAUUGUCAUCCUAACCUCACCCUAGUCACUGCCCAAUCCAGAGUAUCAGCUUUAGUUAUCCCCACGUCAACUCCCGAAUUCUCUUCUCUUCUCCGUGGAAUUGUCUUCUACGACGGACCCAACUGGAACUCUACAUACCUCGGAACGGCUAAACAACUCUCUGAAAGUGGUAAUCAAUUGGUAUCUUCCGGAAAUCAACUCACUAUACAAACUCUUUUCGAACAAGAUUGCAGUGACACGCAUAUUUUAUUACAAGAAUACGAGAACACUAAAAAUCUCAAUAAUCUGAAAGGAGUUGCUUGUUCUAGUCUGUUAUCCGGAGACUGCCAAGGGGUUCUCGAUAACUCGAAGGGAUUAUCUGCGUUCGUGACAUACUUGAAUGGAGAUUUUGGAUACGAGACAGUGACAAGUUUGAGUGGAAAUGGAACAUUGGAUGUGUACAUUGGAGGUGUCACAGCGAAUAAAAAGAAUCUCAUUGCUUCAUACCCAAUUGACAACAGCGCAAUCCGGCUUCCACAAUCUUUCAAUGGAAAUGCAAGAACAUAUGUGUUGAAUGGUGCCAAUGCACGGGCUACUAUCAAUUUCACUCUUCUAUACACUGCUUCCGAAAAGAGUCAAAUGGGAAGAAAAGGAUUCAUUGUCUCUAAUCAUUACACUGAAAAGACUCUUCAAUGGGCUUCUGCAAAGAUUUCAGCACCAGAGAACACACCGACCAAGUUCUCAAUUGUAAUCCGAACCGCUGAUGUUACUAAAUCCAGUCAGUUCAAUAUCACAGUUUCUAACGGAGAUAGUGCUGCAUAUGGACAAAGCUUCUCUGCCUACAACCUACCAGCUAUGAAUCAGGUCAUUCAAGUUGUCGGAGACACAUUGCUCGUUGAAUUUGAUUCUAAGGACGACUUGAGUAAUGGAAUCUAUAUCGAUUUUGAGUUGUUGAAAGCAUCUUCGAAUCGCAUUUCUCUUUUCGUCACUGUUCUAAUGUGCUUCUUCAUCAUUUUCCAUUGA
This is a messenger RNA of Caenorhabditis remanei, 1494 nucleotides long. RefSeq lists its product as uncharacterized. The record is from RefSeq and is a predicted model, not a curated record. The transcript has 6 exons. NCBI's taxonomy places the organism in Eukaryota, Metazoa, Nematoda, Chromadorea, Rhabditida, Rhabditidae. Bases 1 to 1494 code for a protein of 497 amino acids.